Orbicella faveolata is the source of this 3013-nucleotide messenger RNA. RefSeq lists its product as uncharacterized. Lineage: Eukaryota; Metazoa; Cnidaria; Anthozoa; Scleractinia; Merulinidae. Gene Ontology annotation, biological process: signal transduction. Gene Ontology annotation, molecular function: protein binding. The record is from RefSeq and is a predicted model, not a curated record.
CAAAAUGACGCGUACUGUCCAACGCUGUCCAGUUACAAGCAUGAGGCAUACACUGUCCUUUUUGGGCUAAAAUUGGGCGCGUUGAUAGCCAAUCAGAUUCGCGAAUUUUGUUAUAGUUCUGAUUAAAUAGAUCACUGAAGUAUUCCAUUCGUGCUUCCACCCACCCACUUACCAAUCCAUCGAUUGAAUCAAUAGUUUCAGAGUUCGUGGACAGGCCAGCAUUGUUUGUUGGACCAAUUACGAGAGACCCAUGUAGACGGACAGUUGAAUAGAAUUAGCAACAACAACAAAACAUUGUCUUGCAAGGUGACAAGCUGACUUUUUUCCAGGUAUCUUGUCUUGGAAGAUUCACUGUGCUAGUGCCACCAGCAGAAAUUCAGAUCCCCAAGAAGAAAGAGAAAAGGUGAACAGAUACAUGGAACAGAAGAUUGAUGAGGUGAAGGGAGUAUUCGAUCUCUCUUCGUUUACAGGGUUACGUCGUCUGCAUGCGUACCUAGUAGGAGAGCUUCACCUGAUGAAUGUUAACUAUACGACGGGUAGCAUCAAAAUAACCGUCAAGUGCCGUACCCUUAAGAUUCUUGAAGGCCUGUGGGAUGACUAUUGUUCUGGCCACCUAAACGCUGUAGCCGAGGAGUGCCUCAUUACAGAGACGGUUAAGGACGAGCUUAGUAUGGAGACUAUAAAGUUAGCAACCACUCUGCUGGAAGAGGACUACUUGGCAUGCAAAUUGUCUUUAAUGGAAAUCUCAGGUUCCUCUGAAGAAGUGCCACAACUUGCGUUUAAUAUGGCUGACCUACAGCAAACCAAAGAGCACUUUGAACGUGGUCUAGACGUACAGCUGAAAAAGCUUGGGCCCGAGCAUAUUGACGUCGCUACUACGUACAAUAACAUGGGUGCUGUAGAGUGUGACAUAGGCAACCUGCAGCAGGCCAAGGGGUAUUAUGAACGUGCUCUAGGCAUACAGCUGAAAAAGCUUGGGCCCGAGCAUAUUGACGUUACAAGUACCUACUACAACUUGGGUAUUGUACACAAUGGCAUGGGCAACCUGCAGCAGGCCAAGGAAUAUUACGAACGUGCUCUAGACAUUAGACUGAAAAUGCUUGGGCUGGAGCAUGCUUACGUUGCGACUAUUUACAAUAACUUGGGUGUUGUACAGCAUGACAUGGGCAACCUGCAGCAGGCCAAGGAGUGUUAUGAACGUGCUCUAGACAUAGAGCUGAAAAAGCUCGGGCCCGAGCAUGCUUACGUUGCGACUCCGUACCACAACUUGGGUGUAGUACAGCAUAACAUGGGCAACCUGCAGCAGGCCAAGGGGCAUUAUGAACGUGCUCUAGACAUAAGACUGAGAAAGCUUGAGCCCGAGCAUGCUUACGUUGCGACUUCGUACAAUAGCUUGGGUGAUGUGCAGCGUGACAUGGGUAACCUCCAGCAGGCCAAGGAGUAUCAUGAACGUGCUCUAGACAUUAGACUGAGAAAGCUUGGGCCCGACCAUAUUGACGUUGCGACUACGUAUAAUAGCUUGGGUGUAGUACAGGGUGACACUGGCAACCUGCAGCAGGCCAAGGAGAAUUUUGAACGUGCUCUAGACAUUAGACUGAGAAAGCUUGGGUCCGAGCAUAUUGACGUUGCGACUACGUACGGUAACUUGGGUGUAGUACAGCGUGACAUGGGCAACCUGCAGCAGGCCAAGGAGUAUCAUGAACGUGCUCUAGAGAUAAGGCUGAAAAAGCUUGGGCCCGAGCAUAUUGACGUAAAACGUACUGACAACAUCUUGGGUGCUGUACAGAAUGCAUUGGAAGACCUGCAGGUGGCCGAAGAAUAUGAUGAACGUACUUCAGGCAUUAGGCUAAAAAGCUUGCACCCGCGCGUUUUGACAAGAAACGUACUUACUGACAUGCUUCCCUUGGAGGACUUGCAGCAGGCCAAAGAAUAUCAUGAACGCGCUUCAGACAAAAGACUAAAAAAACUUAGUGCUGAAAAUGUGGAUAACAGCUUUAGUCACUCUCAACUUCAUUGUAAACUUGUUUAAUGGUCAGUUAAAUCACUUCUAUGUCUCGAAAAAGUCUUAUCUACUGAUUGUAAAUUCAAGGAAAGAUCCUAAAGUACACCACUGAAUUGACAAGGCUGCUAUGGUAAUACGAUUGACGUCAUUGCUAAGAUUAUCAUGAUUAUCAAAUAUAAUGGUAGAUUAUUGUCUCUAAUAGUGACCGUCACGCUCUAAAAAUUUCCGGCAAUACCGAGUCCAAACAAAUUCGCUAAAAGUAAAUGCCUGCUAAGGUCGCUAAGGUUAUACGAUUGACGUCAUCUGUAAUACCAAAGAUAACGUUAAAUGUUUGUCACGACAACAACAACAACAAUAGUUUAUUUAACAGGGCACCUAAAAUAACUGUAAGAAGUUAAACUACAAUGGGCGACAUAAUUAGUUGACACAUUGUUUUUCAAUAGCAGUACUUUUAGUGCACCAAAUAACACCCCUCUUUCUAUCGCGCAAUGAACUGUGGAAAAGACCCCGCUCCCCAAUUCAAUGUUGCUUGUUUAUAGUUCAAGAUCACAAGAGUUGCCGCACAACAUUCUUUGUGGGGGAGGGGGGCUAAAAGGAUAAGCUAGGAGGGCAAAAAGGGAUCGCGAUGACGAAAAGUAGGGGGUUAAAAAGGUGAAUGUGUCAACAAUUUUGUCGCCGACUGUAGUUAGUUACCCAUUAAAUAAUACAAUUAUUAAAACCUUUGUUCAAAGUAUACAUAAUUAGGUACAGUGUAAUUAAUAAUGAUUGUCACGCAUUAAAUAUUUCCAACAAUUCCGAGUACAAAGAUUGAUUAAUAUCAUUAUGAUUCUCUGAAUGUCAAACAGUAGUAGCUCCGAUUCUAGAGAUCGAGUAACUUUCUUACUGAAAAAUUUGGCAUGUAAAUGCGCAUGAAUUCUUUAUCGCAAAAGUAGAUAGAUACCGUAGAAUCGUUGACAGGUGGCGUGCAAUGUGUAACAAACUUGAUUUGAAUUAAAAGUUUUUUCUUUCAUG